AUGCAGGAUGCAGUCCUUCUCCUGGUUCUCCUGGGUGCCGUGUCAGGGGGAGAGGUGCUACACCUCAUCCACUUGCCUGCUGCGAGCAAUGUGGCAGAGAACUCUCCACCUGGGACUUCAGUACACAAGUUUUCCGCGAAUUUGUCAGUAUCAGUGUCACCUGUGAUCCCAGGGUUUCCCCGGAUCAUCAACUCAAGUCCCCUCACUGAAGCCUUCAGGGUGAACCGGCUGUCAGGCACUGACUUCCAGGUUGUCACCACUGGGAAGGAACAACUGGAUUUUGAAACAGGACCAAACAUAUUUGAUUUGCAGAUUUACGUUCAGGAUGACGUUGGUGUCACUGACCUGCAGGUCCUGACUGUCCAGGCAACAGAUGUGAAUGAGCCACCUCAGUUUCAAGGCAACUAGGCAAGAGGUCAAGACUUCUACCUAGUGGAAAGAACACACCCUAGGUUCAUUUACCAGGUCAAGGCCUUCGAUCCAGAAGACACAAACCGAAACAUACCCCUCAGUUAUUUCCUGAUUUCUCCCUCAAAGAGCUUCAGAAUGUCUGCUAAUGGGAACCUCUUCUCCACAACAAAAUUUGACUUUGAAGCAGGACAUAGCAGCUACCCUCUCAUUGUGGAAGUGAGAGACAGCCAAGUGCUCAGGGCCUCUACCGCCCUCCAGCUGAACAUUGUGAUCAACGAUGAGCCCCCGUGCUUUACCAGCCCAACGUGAGUGUACAUGAUUCCGGAGGAGCUGAGUCCAGGAACCAUCAUGGCCAAUAUCACCGCUGAGGACCCUGAUGAUAAAGGUGUCACCAGCUUCCUCCUCUACAGUCUCACCACUGUUAACAGCUAUUUCAUGAUCAAUCAGUUGACUGGUACCAUCCAAGUGGCGCACAGGAUAGAUCGAGAUGCAGGUGAAUUAAGACGAAAUCCCUCCGUUGCUCUGGAAGUUCUGGUGAAAGACAGACCCUCGGGGGCUCAGGAGAAUCGCAUGCAGAUCACCUUCGUUGUGGAAGACAUUAAUGACACCCCUGCUGCGUGCUCCAAGUUCACCUUCAGCAUUAUGGUGUCUGAAAGGGCAGCCAAGGGGACCUUGCUUCUGGACCUGAACAAGUUCUGCUUUGAUGAUGACAGUGAAGCACCAAACAACCAAUUCAACUUCACCACGCCAUCUGGAGUGGGGAGCAGCGGCUGGUUUUUACAGGAUCCAGCUGGCUCUGGGAAAAUUGUGUUGGUUGGCGACCUAGAUCAUGAAAAUCCAAGCAACCUGGCAGGCAGCAGCCAACACACGGUGAUAACCCAGGCGCAGGGUGUUGCCGCUACUGCAAAAGCAAAUAAGAUCUACAUUUAUAUCCUAACAACCCCAGAAAAUGAGUUUCCACUUGUCUUUGACAGGCUGUCCUAUGUAGCUAACGUGUCGGAAUCAAGCCCAGCUAGAACCCGGGUUGGACAGGUACAAGCGACUGAUAAAGAGCUCCCCCAGCGCAGCAUCGUGUACUCCAUCUCCACCUGGGGGGCCAGCCGCCAGUACCCAAAUGUAUUUUGGAUUAAUCCUAAAACGGGAGAACUUCAGCUGGUGACUAAAGUGGACUACGAAACAAUCCCCAUCUAUAUUCUCAGAAUCCAGGCCACCAACAGCAAGGACACGAGCUCAGUCACUGUUACUGUGAACGUCCUUGAAAAAAAUGAUGAAAAGCCAAUUUGUACCCCAAACUCUUAUUUCCUGGCCAUCCCAGUGGAUCUGAAAGUUGGCACAAAUAUUCAGAAUUUCAAGCUGACGUGUACCGACCUUGAUUCCAGCCCCAGGUCUUUUCGGUACCCCAUCGGCCCAGGCAACAUCAACAGUCAUUUCACCUUCUCUCCCAAUGCUGGGUCCAAUGUUACACGCCUGCUCCUUGCAACUCGCUUUGACUACACUGGUGGGCUUGAUGAGAUCUGGGACUACAAACUGGUAGUCUACCUAACUGAUGACAACUUGCUGUCCGGCAGGAAGAAAGCUGAGGCUCUUGUUGAAACACGGACUGUGACACUGAAUGUUAGCGUCAUUCCUUACCCAACCACGAUUGUCACCACAACCCCCAGGCCCAGGGUCACCUACCAGAUCCUGAGGAAAAAUGUUUAUGCUCCAUCAGCAUGGUAUGUGCCUUUUGUCAGCACUCUGGGAUCCAUAUUGCUUCUGGGUCUUCUAGUGUCCCUGAUCGUCUUCGUGGCCAAAGCCAUUUAUAGACACGGUCCCUGCAAGACUGGGAAACACUAGAAGCCUCUGGUGAAGAAAGGAGAAAGGAAGAAUACAGAGAGAGAAGUUGUGCUGGAAACAAUCCAGAUGAACACUGCCUUUGAUGGAGAAACCAUAGAUCCGGUUACCGGGGCAAUAUAUGAAUUCAACUCAAAAACUGGAGCCAGAAAGUGGAAAGAUCCUUUAACCCAAAUGCCAAAAUGGAAGGAGUCCAGCCGCCUGGGAGCUGCUUGGAGUGGAGCUGCCUCUGGGGAAGAGACCGGGCUCCCGAGGAGCACCAACAAGGAAGAAGAUGGGCUGAGCAGCCAAGUGCAGGCUGAGGAUGCAGGCCUGGGUUCUAGAAACCAGGAUGGCAAGCCGAGCUCCCCACAGAGCAGAAACCCUGCCCUCAUGAGCAGUGCUUCCCCCAAGCCAAACCCAGAAAAGUAA
Molecule: messenger RNA, 2655 nt
Organism: Diceros bicornis minor
Lineage: Eukaryota; Metazoa; Chordata; Mammalia; Perissodactyla; Rhinocerotidae
Gene: CDHR3
Product: cadherin related family member 3
Biological process (GO): adherens junction organization; cell-cell junction assembly; homophilic cell-cell adhesion
Cellular component (GO): catenin complex; adherens junction; synaptic cleft
Molecular function (GO): cadherin binding; calcium ion binding
Source: RefSeq, a predicted model, not a curated record